Sinocyclocheilus rhinocerous is the source of this 3541-nucleotide messenger RNA. It is a transcript of the gene efna3b, whose product is annotated as ephrin-A3b. Lineage: Eukaryota; Metazoa; Chordata; Actinopteri; Cypriniformes; Cyprinidae. The transcript is spliced from 5 exons. The coding region runs from base 554 to 1213 and encodes 219 amino acids. The record is from RefSeq and is a predicted model, not a curated record. Gene Ontology annotation, biological process: axon guidance; ephrin receptor signaling pathway. Gene Ontology annotation, molecular function: ephrin receptor binding. Gene Ontology annotation, cellular component: plasma membrane.
GUGUGUGUGUGAGAGAGAGAGAGAGAGAGAGAGCGGUGGAUAUGGCCAAAGAGAGCGAAUAAAACUCGCUCGAGCACUUGUUCGUCAGACAAUUGUAAGUGUGAAACAUCCUGCUGCCGCGCAUCCUACCAGAUACGCAUCAACAAAAGAGAAUAUUAGUUUUACAAUCACGGAGCCUCGUUGCCCCCAGAGUUUCUCCAACGCUACGGGAGGACACGCUUCUCUCUUUCCCGCAUUUAAACUCCUACCAUCCAUCUGCCUGCAUCCAUUUCUGCUCCGUCCGCGGAGAACCAUCAGCGGUGGUCUCGUAUCGGACUAUUGGAUUUGGGUUGACGCCAUGGGGACAGAGGGAGGGGGUCUUCGCCAUGGAUUCUGACUUUUUAAACACUUAAUACAAACAUAUAGAUUGCGAAACCCCGUGUUUAAGUAGUUUUACGCUUUAGGUCGCAUCUCUUCCUGCCCUUCUUCACCGAACGGGAUGGUUCCGGCGCAGCGUCGCGUGGGGUGAGAAGAUCUUGCAAGACUGGGAAGAAAAGCGAGAGAUCGAGGGAUUAUGGCACUCUUCGCGCUCUGUCUAUUUAUUCUGACGCUCACCUGCACGAACUUUGACCUGGUGACUGCAGGCAGGCACGCAGUACACUGGAACAGUUCAAAUAUUCUGCUUCGUAAGGAGGGCUACACGGUGCAGGUGAAUGUCAAUGACUAUCUGGAUAUCUACUGUCCUCACUACAACAGCAGCCAGAGAGGCGUCGCCGAGCAGUACGUGCUCUACAUGGUCAGUUAUCGUGGUUACCGUACGUGUGACCCGCAGCUGGGCUUCAAACGCUGGGAGUGUAACCGUCCCCACGCCCCGCACGCACCAAUCAAAUUCUCGGAAAAGUUCCAGCGCUACAGCGCCUUCUCGCUCGGCUACGAGUUCCACGUCGGGCAGGAGUAUUAUUAUAUCUCCACACCCACUCAUCACCACGGCCGGAGCUGCCUGAGAUUAAGAGUGUAUGUCUGCUGCUCAACAGCAUCUGAUUCAGAUGAUGAGCCCCAGCCCACAGAGCCAGACUACACUCUAAGACCCAACAUCAAAAUCGAUGACCUCGAUGACUACGAUAAUCCAGAGGUCCCGAAAUUGGAGAAAAGCAUCAGCGGUAGCAGUCCAUCCAGAGAUCGCCUUCUCCUAACCGUGGCAUCACUUUUCCUCAUCGCCCUUUCGGUCUCCUAGCAUCCACCUCCUAAACGUCACAUACCAACGAGGCCUUGGGGGGUGGGAAGGAAGGGUCCAGGGCCGAUAAGUUUGCAGAUAAAGACUAGGAAAGCAACGGGAAAUGGAACACUUGAUGCUGCAGCAGCUUACAGAGUGUCAAGCACCAGCCCACAAUUCAACAGUGGUUUCCAUGUCUUAUAACAGCGACACAAUUUGCGUGUCACGCAGACAAUACUAAUACACCAUAAUGAGAACUGUGCCAUUUCAGUUACAAUAGUCCGGAUUGUUUGUGUGUGUGUGUGUGUGUGUGCGCUUUUGUGUGUUUAUGUGUUUGUGUGGCGCCUUCGGUGCUCGGGGGCGGAGCGGAUCUUUACUUCGGUCUGAAGGUUUGAUGGCUCCAUUAUCGGUGAAUUGGCAGGUUAAAAGUUUAAAAGCGUCUCGGAUUUUGUUUGAUGAGAACUGAAAUGAAACCGUCGAGGAGUUCAGGUUACUCGAACCCAGGAAAAAAAAACAAGCACUGUUUAAUCCAAUUCUAAAAGUUUUUGUUUCUCUCUGUGUGUUUCUGUUGCCAGAGAGACGUACAAACCACUGGAUGAUCAUGUAAUUGCCGUUAGGGAUGAACAGCAAUAUUAAUUUGAUGAGUUUAAACAAGUCUAUAAUAGAAACCGAUCUCACAGAGUCGAAAUCAACUCAUUUUAGACUUUUCUAUUGACAAGGCGACAAUUUAUAAAGCGUUAAAAUCCAAUUACAUCUGAUUCUUAUUUGAACUUAUUGUGGUCGCACUUGAAAGCAAGGGCCGAUGUGGUUGUUCUGUGAUGCAGAAAAUUGAGACAGAAGUGAUUUUGCAUGAGCGCAAACACAAACGCAUUAAAACACAUUGAGACAAACAGAAGCCAAAUAGCUUUUUUGUUGUUUUUGUUCCUUCUCCCUUUUGAUAAAAGGUGCUUGAGUGUGUGAGUGAGUGCAAGCAUAUGUGUGUGUAUUAGCUCAGUGAUGCUGGAAAAAUCUCCUCUAGACUUUAUGGACUUCAACCGGAGGUGGACACCUACACAGACACUGUACAUAAAACACUUGCAUUUAUUUAUGUGUGGACAUUGUGGACGACCUCCGCUCAUUUUUUCAGACCGCGCUGAUUCCUGCUGGAUUCGGAAGAACUCCAGACCAGCUUUGGCUGGUUUGUUCCAGUUCGAACCGGUUCCACUUAUCACUGCUUGGUACUUGACUUCUUUCUGAGGUGAUCAGCAAGAUCAAAUGGAAAUUGAGGGGUCUGGUGGUUAUAAUCCAUUUCUACGGCAACAGUUAUUCAGCUAUACACACCUAAAGGCACUAGAGUCCAGCAGGAAAUCAGAACAACACACACGAAAAGAAAUAACAGCAAUUACUGGCAACGGUUCUGGCGACACUUUUGCCAAGAGUAAUACAAGCAAACAAUUGCUUCGAGGCAGGUAGUUAUUGCCUUCUUGCAAGCUUUUCAAAGGAUAAACGGCAGCGUAUGCAUCAAUCAUUUUACAACAAGGUUCAAAAUUAAGGUUCUAACUCUUUUAGACUGGCACCUUAUCACAAUGGCAACGACAUCAUAUCAUGGCUCACGAUGAUAGCAGCAACCAGCGCCGCUUUUCACCCUAGAGACAAGCAAAUACUGCUUAAACUAGCGAUGGCAUGUGGUUUAGGAGAAAUGAUGUGUGGUAGACGUUUUCUAACGUAGAGUCAUAAUGGACACCUUCUCUCACACCUACAGGCUGUACCUUAACAUAUUGAUAAAGCCGUUUUAUUGUAUAAUUCCGCUUUUGCUCUGAAAAAUCAUUUCAGUUUAUGUGGAACAUUACGUCUGCUUUAAAUUCCAUUACUACGGCUUCAGACAAAGCAACUUCAGAACAAACGAACACUAAUUUGAAUGCUCGGAAUGAUACUUUACAGACUUGAAUCUACAUUUAAUUUGUUUCAUGUGGUCAUUUCGAGGCAUUGGGUUGAGAAUACGUAGGUUUUUGUGCUUUUGUUUUUUUCGGGAGUUGUUUUUCUGAUGGAAUAAUGUAAUAUUUCAGAAGAGUCGAUCAGGCAAAGUAUCACUCUUCAAAUGUUGCACUUACAAAAACUUGGACACAAGAAUUGUGCGUGUGUGUCUGUUAGAGACUGCAAUUGUUAGAAGUUGACGUUUGUCUUAAAACUAGCCUAAAUAACCUUUCAAUUUUUGUGUGUUUGUGUGUGUGUGAGUAUGAAAGAAUGAGAUCAAAAGGUAAUAAAGAUAAAAGACGGUGUGAAUGUGUGUGUUUAUGCGAGUUGUUUUUCAUUGUUUAGUCUAGGCAUUUUCUGUGUGAGUGGGUGCGAGUCAAUGAAACUGUAUUGUUU